UGCCACAGCUGAACAAGUGCUGAACAGCACUGGGCCAAUCUUGUUCUAUACAUCGCGUAUCUUAAUCAGUGAUCUAAUAUCAUGACUUUUUGCGGAUACUUACCAUAUUCCGGGCCUCCAAUGGUUGUGGAACACGAAAUAUCACUCAAAUUCACGUCUAGUCCUGCUCAUGACUCGGAAGUUUACGACAACAUUCGAACACCGCGCGUGCCUGCUAGCGGCAUCCCUAUUGAAAUUGUGCUGACCAUCUUGGAGACCGCGUACUUCGAUGAUAGAGGUGGUCCUGACAUCGACCUCUUAAGCAAGUGCACACUUGUUUGCAAAGCAUGGUCGCUCCAUGCUCAAAAGCUUUUGUUUCGACGAGUUCGCCUCCGCUCGCAUUCGGCGUUUGCUUCGUUUACUCACGCUGUCAACCGGAAUUCUCCGCAAGGGCGAAUACUCGGUGACGCCGUUAUUCAAAUGCGUGCUGUCCUUGAUUAUAACCAGCCUGGUUGCCUCAAUCAGUCGUCGCUCGCCGUUGCAGUGGCUAAUUGCCCCAAUUUGUACGAGCUUGACCUUGCUCAGUACGGGUACGUGGCUGCUGGUAAAGAUGUCGUUGGAAGUCCUGCUCAAGAACGCAUGCGGCGUCCCGCCCCGUCUUUUGACGAGCAUUCUCUAGCAUUACUUAUUGCUGGCCCGCACAUCACGGCUUUGAGCUUCAGCAACUGGUCGGAGAACAAUCAGUCCCUUCUCCAACUUCUUGAAGUUUGGCCUUCUUUGAAAUCACUCUCCAUCACUGGAACAUCUCCCGUUCUAUCCCCUGGCAUGACGUAUCCACCAUUCCCCUGCGCUCUGGAAGAACUGCGCUUGAACUGCCAAAGAGAACCUGCCAAGGAAUUUCUUGACUGGCUCUUGCAUUGCUCCGCGGAAGAAAAGAGUUUACGAGUCAUUGACCUAGAACGUCAGCCAAGUCCCGAACUUUUAGACUUCCUCGUCGAGAAGCACGGCGAAACGUUGCACUCGCUGGCCAUUCCAUCUUUUGCCACGCAUGAACACGCACAUGCGGCGAUGCGAUGCCGCUCUCUUCGUGAGCUUCGCACCGAGAGCUCAUGGUCUUCUCCUGUCAUUUGCCGUCAAAUGCCAGAGACCAUACAACACCUAGCAUUCGGGCUGGACCUGGAUACCCUUCUCAAUCCUAUCGUUGAUCUCGUCAAGACUCGGGACGACCUGCAAGCAGUAACAGUUAACCUUUGGCGCGACGGCCACCGUCAUCCCCAGUUCGCAUCUCUCCAGAUGGCGUGCGCAUACCGCGGUGUUGAUCUCCGUCUAACGCGGGAUGUGCGAAGGAUGCGCUUGUUGGUACGCGGGGAUCCAGUUGUGCCGCCGACGUACCCGCGCACUCAUACUCUCGACAGCAUGCAACCUGCUAUCUGCCCUGUUUUUGUGGCAUAAUCCGACGAUUGUGAUUCCGUCAUGACACUUGAAGAAUUCCAUUACCUACGAGUACCAAUAUAUUUGUCAAUACUGUGACACGACCCCCCAUUCUACGUCGGCUUUUGCAUUAUCAUGAUCAUCUUCUAAUCACACCCUAUUCAUUUAUGAAUAUUUUCUAUUGUAGCUGUCGGAAUACGUAUCAGCCUAUACAUACAUCAAUAUGACAGAAUUAUUACUCUACUGCACAUAACGAGGGCUCGACCAUUGAUUCAUGCAAUAAUAUCUUCUUGAUCACGG
Suillus discolor is the source of this 1710-nucleotide messenger RNA. RefSeq lists its product as uncharacterized. The record is from RefSeq and is a predicted model, not a curated record. The coding region runs from base 82 to 1431 and encodes 449 amino acids. NCBI's taxonomy places the organism in Eukaryota, Fungi, Basidiomycota, Agaricomycetes, Boletales, Suillaceae. The transcript is spliced from 3 exons.